UUAUCUUUUCGUGACAAACUUUUGAGAUCAUACGUAAAUUAUAAUCAUAAGUCAUAGGUCAAAUUGAUGAGAUACUAUUCAUGGUCUUUUAUUCACAGUAAAUAAAGUAUUUUCUAAAUGACACUGACGAGCUUCGUUGAAAUUCCAAAACUAAUAGCUGAAAAUGGCAAAGAAAUCCUUUCAACGAUGUCACACAGAUCUUCAUUGGGAAUCUAUUACUCGAAUUUCAAAUAUUCCAGCUAUCGAAUCUAGCAUCAAUUUGACUUCUAAUAUUUAUGGAAAAAUAAAGAAAUCCAAUUCGUUAAUAAACUGGAGUUUGGAUACCGUUGAACAAUCAUUGGCACUUGUAACAGCGUCAGCUAAACCUGCUUUUCUAUCAUUAAAUAAAAUUACGUCAGCAAUUGACCAAAUGAUUUGUAGAGGAAUUGAUAUUAUUGAGUUGAGAGUGCCAUCUGUAAAUUUACCCCCUCAAAUUCUUUACGUAAACACACGAGAAUACAUGAAUGAUAAGUUCGUGAAACCAGUAAUCAAACGAGCCGGAAGUGUAACGCAAAUCGGUAGUCAAGCAGCUGCCGUUGCCGCAGAAACUUUGGACGACGCGUUAACUGUUGCUGAUGGAUAUGUUGAUCAUUAUUUACCCGCCGAUCCAACUGAUAAAAGAGGAGAAGAAGUCAAUGCAAGUGUAAUUAAAGUAAACAGUAAGGCAGCUCGAACACUGAAACAUGGUGCUAGACUUUCAAGGAAAGUGCAAAGAAGACUUACUCGUCGUACGUUGGCAGAGGCACGAGCUUUGAAGAAUCAAGGAAUCGAGUGCCUUCAUAUUCUUAUAAAAGUCAUGAAGUUGGCUAUAACUGAUCCCAAAACAGCUUAUCAGAAAUCUAAAGAACUCUGGGCGUUAUUAAGCCUCCCAGAACCAGAAAAUCAACAACGUCCCAAGACUCUUGAGCAACUCUUGGUUUUAUUGACACGAGAAUCUGCACGCAGAAUUGUACAUUUAAUAAAUGCGGCAACAAUAUUUGCAGCAAAGAGUCCUCUUUAUUUUGAAGUUAUUUUUACAACAAUUUCACAUCAAUUGCUCUCAAUAGCUGACGUUAUUUUUCAAGUAGCUUCAAUUACUUAUAAGCCAGAAGUACAAGAAUCUCAAGCUUCUAUUCUAAAAGCAGCCGUUCAAAGGCUUAACAUUUCAACUACUGCAUUUUUAGAAAAAACUGCAAUAUUCUUAGCUGGGCGUCCUGAACCUAAAAAGUUAACAUCACAAAACCAUAAUAAUCACAUGUCUCAAUGUCUAAAUCGUGCCUUAAAUGCGACUGAAACAAUGCUUCAACUGCCACAAUUUGAAGCUUUUCAUCGAGUCUGUGGACUUCCAUUAGUAGAACGAGCAUUAGCUAAAUCAGCGUCAACAUAUUCUCGUGUCAAAAGUUCUCAUCAGUUAAUUAAUUGGAUUCUCUCUACGGCUGAAAAUUCAUUGAGUAAUGCAACUAAACAAGCAGUACCCUUUGCUGUACCAAUCGCUAUGAAAUUAGAGAUUCCAAUCCAUUUUGUUGAUUAUACUCUCUGUAUAGGGUUGGACAAGAUCGAAGAGUCUGUUCCAAUCGUAAAAGAUUCACCAGAACAGAUAAUGGAAAAAGGAUACAUGUUUGCAUUGCAAACCGUAAGACCAGCAGUAUCUACUAUCACUUACGCUAAUGAUUUAAUUAUAACCCAAGCUUCAGUGCUAAAAGAACGCAGCUGGAAUAGAGCAAAUCAAAUUCUUGAUUCUUAUUAUGGAACUGCAGCUAUACAAGGAUUUGAUAAUACAGUUCUUGUGGUUGAUAAAUUACUUGAUAGAUACUUUCCUGCUACUGGUAAUGAAGAAUUUGUUGAACCAGCCUCAGUGGAAGAAGACAAACUUUUACAUACUCUACAGACUAUUGGAAAACUGUCUAAUAAAGCAGCUCGACGGGUUUAUACUAAUGUUAUUCGAAAUCUUCAAACGGUCAACAAAAAAAUUAUCUUAGCAAUCAUGACAGAUCCAACAGUACAAAGUCCAACAAGUCAAGGACCGCGUUUAGAAGUACUUGAUCGCGUAAAAAAUAUUCCAGCAGUACAUUCAGCCAUAGAAAAAACUGGAUCUACAUAUUCAUAUCUAAAAGACUCUCAUCAUCUUGUUAAUUGGGCAUUAAGUUUUGCCGAAGCUGGACUUCAUUACGCAACUGCUACAGCAGCUCCAAUAGCAAAUCCUCUAGCUAAAAAAUUUGAAGAUCAAAUACAUUCUGUCGACCAAAAAUUGUGUCAAGGAUUGGAUAUUGUUGAGCAGAAAGUUCCUAUUGUUAAACAACCACCUGAAGAAAUAUACGUUGCUGCAAGAAAUGUUAUGAGUAGUUCACUCCAACCAACAAUUGAAAAAUUAGUCUCUAUCAAAGAAUCUGCUGCAAAUCAGGCUACUGCUCUUAAAGAUAUUAGCAUCAGUAAAGCAAAUGAACUUCUAAGUACUCAUUAUGGUUCAUUAGCUAUACAAGGAGUGGACAAUACAAGUGCUCUUGUCAACAGGUUACUUGAUCAUUAUUUUCCUUCAGUUCUUGGUGAAGAAAAUCAACCCGCUCCCGUAUCAGCAGAUGAAAACAAAGUUCUUCAUGCCGUUCAAACUAUUGGUCAAUUGUCAACAAAGAUGGCUAAUCGUGUAUAUCAUUCAGUUUCUGCUCAAUUAAAAACUGUAAAAAAAGAAGACGUAGGAAAUUAUAUUUCUAGUGUUAUUUCUAUUCUUCAUCUAACACAUUUUUUGAAUCUUGAUAAAGAAAUCACAAAUUCACCAGCCGUUGAAGAAAAAAAAGAUCAUUAAAAUAAAUUCGUAAAACAUAUCACUAAGAAUUAAGUGUUAAACCAUUUUUAAUUAUACUGUAAACCCAUAAAAGUUGUACUAAACAGUUAUUUUUAUAUCUUUAUAUGACUAUUACAUAAAAGUCUAACUUGUAAAUGAUUAGUAUUGAAAAAAAUAAUAGAAUUGUUCAAUAUUUAA
Molecule: messenger RNA, 2995 nt
Organism: Chelonus insularis
Lineage: Eukaryota; Metazoa; Arthropoda; Insecta; Hymenoptera; Braconidae
Gene: Lsd-1
Product: lipid storage droplet-1
Exons: 14
Coding region: 164-2818 (884 amino acids)
Biological process (GO): positive regulation of triglyceride storage; lipid storage
Cellular component (GO): lipid droplet; cytosol
Source: RefSeq, a predicted model, not a curated record